GUGAUUGGGCAGCAGAUAUUGUAACAAAGGCAAAUGGCUAAGGUUCUUCUUUCCUCCUCACCCAUGUCAGCUCUCCUCCCCAAGCCAUCUCCAAUCUUUUAUAAGGCCCACUUGAUUGCCCCUAAGAGGAUUGGACGUACCAAAAUCCAUGCAAACUUGGGUGGAGGAGAUGGAGAAACCAAACGUGCCGAGAAGAAGUUCAUCACCAGGGAACAAGAGCCAGAACAGUAUUGGCAAACAGCAGGAGAGAGAGAAGGGGAGAACCCCAUGAAGACACCCUUACCAUACAUUAUCAUCUUUGGUAUGUCCACACCCUUUGUAAUCCUAGCCAUUGCUUUUGCCAAUGGGUGGGUCAAGGUCCCUGUCAGAUAAUUCAUGUGCCCAGCUACGUACCAUGGAUGGCAAAGAUGCUUCUCUCCGACCUUCAAAACUAAUCUAUAUGUCUAUGUUUUCGAUUGCUAAUUCCACACACGUGUGGAGCCCUGCGCAUCCACACACGUACACGUGCAAGAUCAGCUCUUUCUUUCAGGUGGGUCAUGUUCUUUCAAAACUCAGGUGGGCUAAAGCAUAUAGAACAAAUGGAUGGAUAGAAAGCAUCCAUAUGAUUGUCAGUUCACUUUGCAUAUUGUGGCCCACCGAGGAGUAAAACUGCCUCACUUUUGAGGCAGAAUAUCUAGGAAUAUCCCCAACCAGAUGGAAAGCUCAGAUCUCACACACAUGCCCGUGAUUGGACGUGCAGGGCUCCCACAUGUAUGGAAUUAGCAAACCUAAUGUUCCUAUGCUUCUGUGUUUUUGAAUUUUGUUUUCCUUCUCAUGUCUUUUGCUCUUGCUAUGUUUGAAAGAGAAUACUCUCAAAAUGAAUUCAAUUUCCAUGGAAAUCAAUAUUACAA
Molecule: messenger RNA, 890 nt
Organism: Magnolia sinica
Lineage: Eukaryota; Viridiplantae; Streptophyta; Magnoliopsida; Magnoliales; Magnoliaceae
Exons: 3
Coding region: 34-372 (112 amino acids)
Cellular component (GO): chloroplast
Source: RefSeq, a predicted model, not a curated record